Molecule: messenger RNA, 2487 nt
Organism: Coprinopsis cinerea okayama7#130
Lineage: Eukaryota; Fungi; Basidiomycota; Agaricomycetes; Agaricales; Psathyrellaceae
Exons: 3
Coding region: 1-2487 (828 amino acids)
Source: RefSeq, a predicted model, not a curated record
AUGAGCACCGAAACUGCGCGUUUUCUGGAACUGAGCAACGCGUCUCGCCGUCUCAUCUGGGAAAUCUACGCCAGCAGGAACAGAAGUCCGCGGGAAGCUCUGUUGAUUCUCCUGGAGCAUUCGAGAAUUGUAAAGGAUCUGCGAAAAUCGCUAGGGCUCGACGCGAAGACUCUCGAUCGCCCUAUUAAGCUUCUCUUUUCGGAAAUCGCGAAGAACCACGCAACGUACCUCGACAAAGAUGUUAAGUCCAAGCCCCAUAUCAUCCUCGACACUGGAUUCCUAUCCCGGCUCCCGCCCUUACCACCCGACUUCCAACCACCCGACGACAUUCUCGAUGACGUCAACGCCGCGGGAGCGAUGAAGGGGAAGACUUCCGCGAACACCAAGAACGGCACUUCGACUAGAGGAGGGGAGGGGGAAGGGGAAGGAAAACGCCGCGGCGUCAGGUCAGCAAGACAGGGAGGGGUAGGGGAAGAGGAAGAGGAAGAGGAAGAAGCCCGGGGGAACGAUGGAGAGGGUGGUAUGGGUGUUCAAGGUGAUGUCCUUAUGGACGACGCCGAAGAGGGUUACAUUUGGGAGGGUGAUGAACGGGGAGGGGACCCGUUGGAUGGAGAUGAGGGGGUGGGAGGAACGGGUAGAGGAAAGGAUGGCGAGGGUGAGGGGGAGGACGACGAGGAGGGCGAUGGAAGGAAGAUGAAAGACUCUGGCCAGGGGGGAGGAGCUUUACGGAAGCGUGACAACACUCAUAUGAGCCCGCAAGCGAAACGAACGAAGAAGAAGAAGGUCGACUUCGAUAACUCCGCAACAAGGCCUUCUCCUCCCCCUCAGGACGUGGACAGUAUGCCGGGCGGGGGUGUGACGAGGCGGACGACCAGAAGGCAAGCCGCGAAGGCUGGAUCAAAGGGAGGGGUUAAAAGCGGAAUGAAGGGUGGUGGAAAGGCUGUGAAGGGCGAUGGAAAGCCCGCGGAAGGUUCGAAGGGGCCCGUCGUCGCUGAACCCGAGGACGAAAUCGAUGAGACACAGUGUCCUCCCCCGGAACCUGGGAAAGGAUUCGAUGUCACCGACCAGCCGUGCAGCCUCUGCAUAGCGGCUGAGCAGCGCGUAUGCUGGCGCCCAGCCGUGGGUUCGUGCCACCGUUGCCGACUGAAGAAGCAGAAGUGCACGUUCUCGAAGAAGGCAAAUCCCAAGGCGCCUCCUCCCCGUGCAACAUCUUCAACGGGGGCGUCGAGUUCGGGGAGCGUCUUGCUGCCCUCAGGCCAAUCUCAAUGGGCUCUCUACAGCCUGCCCAGCGGUUUGCCCGCGGGGACCAUUGUUGGGUCGUCAGAGUUUGCCCGGCGCCAGGACGUUGACCUCCUUUCCAGCGCCACACAAGAUCUCCAGGCGGAUGUCUAUAGCAUGAGGGGCCAACUCCAUGACCAGGCUGAAAAGGCAGCAGAGAAGAUGGACAAGGUCACCGUUCGGCUGGGGGAGGUCGAGGAGGAAUGUGAGAAGGUCCAUGUCGAUGUCGUGAAGGUUGCUGUGGAGGUGGAAGAUAUCCGCGCGCAGUUCGAGGAGAUACGCGGACAUGUUCCGGAUGGUUCGACUGACAUGGAGAAGGUUUUGGAAGAUCUCGCGGCUAUGGACGAAAGGAUUAAGCAGCAGGAGAGGCAGUUUGGGCUCUUCAAACAGAGGUUCGGGGGCCGACUAGCUCAGGAAGUUGAGGAGAGGGUAGCCACAUUUGGGGAGCGUCAGGAUGGGAAAUGGAUUCCGCGGUUCGAAUUGGUGGACGAGAGACUGGCGGAAAUCGACAGGCGUCUCCGGGAGCUUGAAGAGGGUCCCAAGCUGGAGCAGCGUUUGGGACACGUAAUUUCGAGGGAGGUCAGCAGCCGUUUUCAGGAGUCCGAGAGGAGGCUGGAGGGGUCAUUCAAGAGAGCCCUCGAGCAGGAAUCGCAGCACCUUGCUGACAGACAGGUCGAUCCCGCGGAUGUUGCGAAGGAGGUUUCGCAAUCGCUCGAACGACACUGGCCAGCCCUUCUGACACCCAUACUAUCCACCACCCUUACCACCCACCUCCGAGAGCGUAUUGGGGAUAUCGACGCGAAUAUUGCAAGGGUUGGAGAGGAACUUGAGGGAAGACUGAGGGCCAUCGUUCAGGAGGAAAUUUCUCGGAAUAGUCAAGACAUCAUUCGAGAGGCGGUAAACGCGGCUAUGAGAAACCUGACCGUCCACGUGCCAUCUUCGACCGACAUUCGCCUUCCACCCUACCCCACAUUCAUCGACCCUGAUCUGUUUGAGCAGGCCUACGAGCCCCUGAUUCUCCCUUCGGGUGGAGCCGACCAGGGUACCUCAAUUUCGACCUUCCAACUUCAAGAUCCCGAGGGCGUAUUUCAGGCAGGAAUCCAAGAAUCGGUGUUGACUGCUGUUCCGGAUGGCGUAUCAUCGGUGCGGGCAAGGAGACGGGCAUCCGCAGGUACUAUACAGUCUGAUGGUGAAGAAGAGUCGGAUUAA